CCCGACCGCUCGGACUGCUCGAUCCCACAGCUGGACAUCGGGUGGCUGGACCGGGUGUCCUACCGCGGACUGACGCGUGUUCAAGUGUACACUCAACCCCCUUAUGAGGGACAGUCACAUAUUAAAGAGGUCGUUAGAAAAAUGAUCGGCCAAGCACAGAAGGUAGGGCAUGAAUGUUAUAUAUGAUUUUGUGAUUUUUGUUGUGACUCAUCUCUGGUGAAUAAGACACUGAUCAAAGUCCAGUGAACAAUGUAGAGAUAGACGCAUAGGAUAGACUACACGUGUGCUCAAGCUCAUAAAACAGGCUUAUGUCAUUUUCAGCCCUCUGAAUGGUAGGGCUGGGCACUUUUAGAAUUAUAAAGUUAAAUAAUAAAACAUUUCAUAUUCCCCCCGGUUUCACAGACAAGGCUUAAGCUAGUCCCAGACUAAAAUGCAUGUUUGAGCUGUUUUAACUGAAAGCAACUUGUACUGACAUAUCUUAAAAUAUGUCAGAGACAUUGUUUUGUCUCAAGAUGAACACCAGUAAUGUUUUUUUUUUCUAGGGUAUGUUUAUAAAAGAUACUUAAAUAUCCUAAUUGAACUAAGGCCUAAUCCUGGCUUAGGCUAAGCCCUGUCUGUGAAACCAGGCCAUAAAGAUGCAUACGUAUACAUAUAUGAAGUAAAUAAUAGCAAAUAAAUAAAACUACGUACAUUUUAUGUGUACAUAUAUAGAGUUCACAUUGAAAAUUUGAGAUUCUAAAUCUAAUUUAAAUAAAAUACUUUUAAUUAAAAAGUUUUUUAGAUUUUGAAAAAUUAUUAUGUGAACUUAAAAUGUCAGAUCUUCCACUGAAGCUUGAGAUAUUCUUUUGAUCAUGUUGAUCAUAAAAUCAUGCUGGAGAACAUAACCAUCAGGUUUUACACAAGCUUCAAGCAGCUUGAGUGCUGCUGCGUUGAAGCAAAAUACACUCAAAUUCUUUAAAUAGUUUGAUUCAACUUUUCACUCAAAUUAGUAUGCUGAUAAUAUAAUAUGUAAUGAAAAAACAUUAUUGGAUCCUAUAAAGCUUAUAUUUGGGAUAGUCCUUACAGUGCCCCAUGCACUUUUCUAAAUCUGCUCUUGUGAUUACUUUGAAUUACUUUUUGUCCAGUUUUUCAUCUGUGUGCACAGUUUUAUUUACAUUAAUAUUUGGAAUACAGUAUGUUUUUGACAGAUAUUACAAUGUGCUGUCUUUUUUGCCACAAAGUUCUUGUGUUGCCAUUAAUGCCUGUCCCUUUGCAGGUUAUUGCAAUUGUCAUGGACUUGUUCACAGAUAUUGACAUAUUCAAAGAUCUUCUGGAUGCAAGCUACAAGCGGAAGGUUGCUGUGUACAUUAUGCUGGAGGCCACUGGAGUGAAGCACUUUCUAAAAAUGUGUGAGAAAGCAGGCAUGCACACUGGACACCUCAAGGCAUGUCACAAUUCAUAUUAGAAACUCAUUUGACCUACAAUUUAGGCUAAUGUUUUUAUUAAAGAUUUAUUAGUGGAAAAGAAACAUAACAUUAUUAAACGCUUGCAGUUAAAUGAGUAGAAACAACUGAGAGAUAACUUAUUCCAAAUCAGAAAGUCUAAUUUUCCAAACCGCCUGAGGCAACUGUGAGCACUUAUGACUUUUGAUGCUCCUGUUUUGAGACAGAAACAGAUUUCUGCUGAUGAUAGAUAAUUUUGCAACACAUUUUUGAAAUAACAUAGAGUUUUAUACUGUAUCAGUGAUAGUAAGAGAUUUAUUAGAAGGACGUGUGUGUAGUGUUGAUACCAAUAAUUUUUUGCAAAUAUAUUUACUUCAAUCCAUUUAGAUAUUCUGUAAUAGAAUUUUAUAUGUGAAUCAGUUUACCUGAAUAUUUGAGAUAUUAGCUUCUGACUGUUAUCACCUGAAGGCACCACGAAUACUUGGUUUGCUCUGGUCACCCGCAAACAGGAAAUUGAAAUACUAAAAUGUGCAGCAUAGUUUAAGGUUACCAUCAAUGUGCAUGUGAAAACAUUGUAGAAGUGUGAAAACAUUAUAGAGAUGUGAUGUAAAAGAAAAUUUGCCCUUCUUGUGUGUUUACUUACUAAUGUGAUUAUAUACUAAUAGACUUUCAUUGAUGAAACCAAGUCAAGCAUACAGUGUGUCAGAAACUAUGGCCACGUUCGCACAGCAGCAGAAUAUGGUUGUCAGUCCUGUAUUUGAAACCUUAAUAUGGUUACGUUCACACACAGUACGGUUAUUUACAGGAGUGACAACAGCAUUCUAUAACUGAACUUAUACCUGUAAAUUUUCAGGACUCACAACCGGAGUCUCGGAAAACCCACGCUGUGUGAACGGAACCGGACUGGACAACUAGUUGUCUGUCACAUCAUACAGUGCGAGAGAGCAGGUUUUCAUGUGUGGUUUCGAAGAAGAUAUGAGCUGUGUAUCACCUGAAGGUUUUAGAUCCAGUCACUGUUCUCCAGUGGAGCUGCUCCUGUCAGUUUUGUGUUUCUACGUGCGACUCAAAUGCUCCGCCCUCCACCCUGAUAUAAAAGCUGCUGUCGGUUAAUGAAGAUUAGAUGGAUGAACUUGCGGCUGAAUUGAACUCUUGUCAUGUCAAAAGUGAUAAGACUUUUCAGUUUUAUGGACAUCGCCAUCUUUUAUAUUACUGUGGAUGGGCUUGACUCCGGUUGCACAUUCAUACAGACAGUAUUUGAGACGCUACUAACUUGAGAGUGCGCAGCAUCAGAGGGGUACAAUUUUUCAGUCGAUCCUCAAAGAGAGUGUGUGGAUACCAAAGCCAGAAGUUCAUGUUUAUUGACGGAGACAAAGCAGUCUCAGGGUCAUAUAGUUUCACAUGGUCUUCCUCUAGACUGGACAGAAACCUCAUCACUGUUCUCACCGGCCAAGCAGUCGAUACAUUUGACACAUUGUUUCAGGACAUGUAUUUGUUGUCUAAUGGAGUGUGCCUGAGUAAGAUUAAUCUGAGCAGUGAGCCUGAACCUGAGUUCCUCCCUCAGGCGGCACCCACUGUUCUUCCCUCAGCAACCAGGGCACUCAAGCUCAUUAACCCAAAAUACGCUCUGGUCUCCAACUGCGCUUUCACUACCAAUGGACCUGUAUCUGACCAGACAAGUGCCAAGAACAGCAUUUCCAAAAAUCAGACGGAAGUCAUCAAACAAAUCAAAGACACCCCAGUGGUGCCACCUGUUCACCCGGGACUUCUCAACCUGGAAAAGGCGAACAUGAUCAAUUAUGUGCCGACCUGGCCUGAUCCUGACCCACCGAGUGAUGUCAUUGGUUUCAUUAACAUAAGAGACUCCAACAAGCCAUUGCAAGCUCACCUAAUGCGUUCAGAGCUCUUUGAAGUGUCUCAAGCCAUCCGAUUCAAGGAUCCUUUUCAUGAGCCAAAGGAGUCUUUAUCUCUGAGGGCUUGUCCUGGACCUAUAUCCCAAACUCCCUCUAAUCCUGAAGCUCUAACUCAGGAGCAAACAUCAGGAGAAGCACAGAAGAAUUUUGAUCAAAAUCAGCAUCAAACAAGCAGCCAGAGUGAGAAUCUUAUCUUGCCUGUGGAAAAGCCAGAAACACUGCAUGUGCUUGCCUGUAGUAAAGUUGAUAAAGAGGAACUAUGUGUAAUGGAAAAAGACGCCUUUGACAUCUCUACAUCUUUGCAGAGUAAAAACAUUCACACUGAAAAAGACUUUGCCAAUGCAAUUCCCAAUGUGUCUGUUACUCAGGGCGAUAGAGUCUCAGAUACAAAGCAAACCCUGGAUACUCCACAACCACUGAAAUGUCCUACCCAAACCUCUGACAAUCUUGACAUGAAAUUAUCAUCAGCGGUGUACAGCGAAACUCUUUGUGACUCAUUUGCAAUUCCAGACACACCUUUUGUAAAGCAAAGCCUCGAUGACCAAGUCUUAAUUGAUGUUGCCACUCAAGAACACAAAGAUACAAAACCAGAGACAAACCAAAAUGGCUGGAAUGGUACACAGAUGUCUAACUGUGACUCCAGCAUCUCUUCAUUGUCUGAUGUAUACUAUGAUUGUUUUAGCCCUGUUGCUGACUUAAGGUUUGUAGAAGAUUUUUUUGUGCCUGACAAAACACAAGAAUCUUUGCAUAAUCCAAUCAAAAAUGGUCAUCAAGAGCAGGAAGUUCCUUGUUCAAAUUCAUCCUCAGCUCAAGAUCUGGAUUUGGAUAAGAAACAGACCUUGUUUACUCCAAAACUUUUGAAAACCUCUUGCAGUAUUGUCUUCAAUUUCUUAUCUACAGAGUUCAAAACAAAGACUACACCUUCCAAAACCACCUUUGCCCAAGAAAGUGAUCAAGGUAUCAUAAUAAAUGAUAGUAAACUACCAGUCAAAGAUUUCUCACAGACACCGAAUGGUUGUUUCAACUUCUCUUCAACUUCCGAGGAAUACUUUGAAUGCAGUGACACAGUGGGUUUGAAUUCGGAUAUUCAUGGUAUGGUUUUUGAGAAACCAAGCUCAGUUGAGAACUUCAACCUGAAUAAACCUCUGCAAAUACUGAAGCCCGUACUGGAAGCUGAGAAAUUUUCUAAGCUAAGCUGUCAGAACAUGAAAGAAAAGGAUGAACCUAAAAUGGAUUCUGGACAGGAGCAGCCUGAAUUUCAGCACAUACUAGAAAUAACAGCUGACAGUAACAUAGUGGCAGAUGAAAUUAAGGCAGUUUUAGGGUCUGAAGAUAAUACUCAAACUCAGCUGGAUGAGAAAGUUCACAGACACCAAGAACAAGUGUCUGAAGUUACAUCAGAGCCAGUAGUAGAGAGCAAAUCAAUGAGUAACUUUUCACAGGAACAUGAGAUAAGUGCUUCUCAGGAAAUUUUAGAAAUACAGACCAAGUCUGUAGAGUUAUUUGAGAAAGUUAAAAAAAAAGAGCCAAUGCAAGGCUUACAACUUGAUGUAAAUCUAGAUUUAGCGUGUAAGGAACCUGAAAUAGAACCACUACAGGACUUACAAUCUGACAUACAUCUGGAUUUAAAAUGUGAGAGAAAAACAGUACAGUUACCUGAGAAAUAUUCAAAACCGCAACUUCAGGAUUUAGAAUCUAAGGUAAGUCAAGAUGUAAAAUGUGUGGGACAGUCUGUAAAGUUAGCUGAGAAAACUGCACAACUGCCACUGCAGGACUUACAACCUGAGGUAACUGUAGAUUUAAUAUGUGAGGGAUUAUCUGUACAAUUACCUGAGACAACUACUAAACCGCCAAUACAGGACCCACAGUCAGAGGAAAGUCCAGAUUUAAAACUCAAACCUUCAGAAGUGAAUGCUAUCAACAAACUGUGUUUGGCAACAGGCAGUGAAUCUAGGAACUCAAUACUGCAAGAUAAAGCAGAUAUAACUUCUGUAUUUCCAGAGGAGACCGAGGUAACAAAUUCUGUAGAGUUGCCUAAGACUGAGCAACUGCAAAAUCCAUUGACUUAUUUAGAUCCUGGAUCAAAUCAUCCACCCAACCUAAAAUCUGAAGAGCAUGUGAACGAGCACUUACGGCUGCAGAAUGAUGAGGUGAGUCAGGCAGUGUUAAAGAUAGACUCUGAGGAGCAUAAUCCUCAAGAGAAACUGCCUGAACAGUUUGAAACCAUUGAGCUAUUGAUAUUAGAGGAUUCAGACACCCAAGAGCUGAAUCAUUCUGAUCCCAUAAGACCAAGAGCUGCAAUGAGAAAAAAAACAAAGGCAAGCAAAACUGAGCCUAUAGAACAGAAAACUACAAAUGAUAGAAAAUGUAAAGAGAAUCAGCUGGGUCAUGAUGUUAACAGUAGGAAUAAGAAGGAAACAUGCCACCCAACAGCUUUGAUUGAGGAGAAACAAGAAGGGGAACAUAUUUGCACAAAUCAGAUGAACAAGAACCUGCCAGAGGCAAAAUCGAAGCUGGAGUGUCUGGUUAGAAAGCAACCACAUCAAACAUCAUCCAGAAUUCCUAUUCAAGCAAGAGGAGGGUUAACCAAGUUAACCAUCAGCAAAGCAGACACUGGCAAUCGCUUAUUUGGGCUUCGAGCUCCUAAAGCUGGAUUGCAUAGCAAGCUGCCAUCACUUGGAAAACCACUUGGGCAGAAGAAGCCUAGCCUUACAUUAUUUCCAUCUCCUGAAAAAUUGUCCACAGGAGCAAUCGCUCCAGUUAGGUCAACACAAAUUCAUCAGAGACCGACAGUCCCCUCACCAAAUGGUCCCAUCUCUCCCCUAAAACAGGCUCAGGUCCAGCUGAUUGCACCUAGGACCAGGCAGUCAGACCAGCCAAAUGUUUCCAGGAAACGUUCUGCAUCCAUUACAAAAUAUAGCUGCUCUUCAGGAAUUUUAUGUCCAGGACAAGUAAAGAAGAAGCAAGUGUUUAAAGGGUCUCCACCAAGCAGCUAGAAUAAGGCAACAAAGUGCAGUUUGAUUUCUUUGUUGCAUACGGAUUUCAUAAAAGUAAUAAUGUGAAAUAGAAAUAAAAAAGGCACUGUGUUAUUUUAGUAUUUAAUGUUUUUAUUGAACUUUUAUUGAACUAUGUGAGUUGAGCUCAUAUAAAACUGUUUUAUUCAUUCCAUUUAGCAAACAGAAUUUCACCCUUCUACAAUGCACUUAAGCUAACAGGGUUUUCCCUAUACAAACAAGUUCUUCUAAACUGAACGUUUUAUGUAAAUUGCAGACACAGACUUUCAGAUAAAGCUUUAUGAUUGUCCCUAAAGCUUUACUUUGUUUUUUUCAUUCAGCUUAUUGUAAAUGAUCAAUUAUGGGCCUCAUUAAAUCAUCAUAUAUAGUU
Molecule: messenger RNA, 6715 nt
Organism: Ctenopharyngodon idella (grass carp)
Lineage: Eukaryota; Metazoa; Chordata; Actinopteri; Cypriniformes; Xenocyprididae
Gene: sack1ga
Product: family with sequence similarity 83 member Ga
Exons: 4
Coding region: 2773-6327 (1184 amino acids)
Source: RefSeq, a predicted model, not a curated record